UUGUUGCAUUUUACAUUGCCAACUACCAUCGAUAUACACAUUUAUUUUUUGUAAAAGUAGCCAUCAGAAGUUUCUUCAUUCAUAUUUUGAUGGAUCCAAUUGUUUUUCUUCUUCUUUUCACUUUUCUGCCACUUGUGCUUAUUGCUCAAUCUUCGACGACUCUGUCCCAAUCCCAGAUAAGUAUAGUAGGAGUUGUUUACUGUGAUACAUGCUCAACCACCACUUUCUCUAAAGAAAGCUACUUCUUGGCAGGUGUUGAGGUUCACAUAGAUUGCAGAUUUAGAGAAACCUCGCCGAGAACGAGCGAGCAGAUAAGCUUAUCGGUGAACAGAACCACAAACCAAGAUGGAGUUUACAAGCUAGAUAUACCAAUAUCAUCGGUUGAGGAUUCAUCAGGAUCAGUUAAUUGCAUGGAAGCAGGUUCAACAAUUUGCCAAGCAAGUUUGAUAGGGAUCAGCAACUCAUAUUCCAGUUGCAAUGUUCCAUUUCUAAAGAGUACAACACAUCAAGUGUCAACGAAGGAUCAUAAUAAUCAAUGUGUUUACACCUUGAGUGGUCUGAGUUACAAGCCACCUCAAAAGAACACUAGCUUAUGUAAUUAAGGGAGCGUGCCUUCCUCAUCGGUUGAUCAAGACAUGUCCCUCUUGACAAUGUAAUUAACUUGAUGUUCAGUUUUCCUUAGUUAAAAUAUAAUAGGUGUUUGCUAUGGUACCUUAACCCAAAUCAAGGUAUGGUACUCAAAAUGAGAUAAUUCAAUAAUAAAGAAGCAUGUACAAGUUAUAAUUUUGAUGUUAUUUUAUCAUAGUGAUGCAACAUUUCAUUCAUA
Lotus japonicus is the source of this 826-nucleotide messenger RNA. RefSeq lists its product as uncharacterized. The coding region runs from base 90 to 602 and encodes 170 amino acids. The record is from RefSeq and is a predicted model, not a curated record. Lineage: Eukaryota; Viridiplantae; Streptophyta; Magnoliopsida; Fabales; Fabaceae. The transcript has a single exon.